Molecule: messenger RNA, 876 nt
Organism: Aspergillus fischeri NRRL 181
Lineage: Eukaryota; Fungi; Ascomycota; Eurotiomycetes; Eurotiales; Aspergillaceae
Exons: 4
Coding region: 1-876 (291 amino acids)
Source: RefSeq, a predicted model, not a curated record
AUGGCGCAGGGAAAAUUGAAUGAGGAAAUUCAAGUAGAUAUUACACGCUUAUUUGGGGAUGAUGACAACGACAGAGCGAAUCCUCUCCAUGACAUAGCAUUGCGCCUUAAACGAGCAAUCAUAACGGUAUCGAACAAGGCAUUGCAGGACGGGGCAGCGGAAGUCAACAACGCAGUGCAGGGCGUAACACAAGAUGCAGCACAGACAGCAAUGCAAGAGCAGGAAGCAAUACAGGAAGCAGCGCAGGAGCUAGGCCAGGAGGCCGCUCAGGAGGUCACGCAGCAGGCAGGAGGGGGUUUAGCACUGCAGACGGUUGAGCAGCUAGUCCAGUAUGUGGUGGUGAGAAACUCAGUAGAGAAGAUCUGGAUGGCGGCAAUGGAACCAGCCGCCUAUGGAGGAGAAGGACCAGACGCAGUGGUGAUGUUCCUGAAAGUGAUGUUGGACAUCAAAACGGCGCGACAUACAGCAUCACAGUACAUGAAAGAUGAAACUCAUUCUGAAGUGAAAGCAGUGGAGGAUGCGAAAGACACCGCGCGGAAGCCAUUCCCAGGGUCAGCCGAGGACGCAGCAUCAAAAGCCAGGGUGGCAGCAGCAGAGAUUACAGAGGCAGUACGGCGGCUUAAGACAGUGUGGCAGAUGCAGCUGAAGCUGCAGAUGACCUCCAAGUUGAAUGAUAUGGUCGCGGUGUAUAUACCGGGGAAGAGGCCGGAGUGGGAGAUUGAGGAUGUGGAGGGAAUGGAUCCCUCGCUGGCUGCGAUUAUUGGGGUGCUUCUGGCUGCUACGCUGUACCAGAGCAGUGUUAAAGGAAAGCCACCCGAGUCCUUUGGCGAAGGAGAUUCUGCGGUUGGUACAAGUGAGAAGGCUUCUUUGAUCUGA